Messenger RNA from Papilio xuthus (Asian swallowtail), 1112 nucleotides. NCBI's taxonomy places the organism in Eukaryota, Metazoa, Arthropoda, Insecta, Lepidoptera, Papilionidae. The record is from RefSeq and is a predicted model, not a curated record.
UAGAGCUACUGCAAUCUUGAAAAAGUGUACACUUGCACCUACGCAAACAUUUAUUUUGUUUUCUUAAUAAAUUCACAACUUCAUUGAUAUUUUAAAAUGAAAACCGUGCUUAUCACCGGAGCUAACCGCGGAUUAGGCCUCGGAAUGGUUAAAUAUCUCACACAGCAAAAUAAGGCUGAAAAGAUUUUCGCCACUUGCCGGAAUGCAUCUGAGGAACUCACAAAGCUUUCAGAAAAACAUCAAAAUCUCCAUAUCUUACAUUUAGAUGUUAAACAACUUGAAACUUAUGGCGACUUUGCAUCGAAGAUAAAACAAUUACUAGGCAAUGACGGUCUCAAUCUACUUAUUAAUAAUGCUGGAGUGACAACAAAAUUCACCAAACUUAGUCUUGUAAAAGAGGAUCAAUUGAUGGAUAAUUUUACUGUAAAUACAGUCGCACCAAUAAUUCUUACUAAGACUCUUCUGCCACUCUUGAUACAAGCUGCUGAUGUAAAUAGCGAAAAACCGGUUGGAGCGAAUCGCGCGGCGGUCAUUAAUAUGAGUUCAGUCCUAGGAUCCAUAGCACAAAACGAUCAAGGCGGUUUUUACCCGUAUCGAUGCUCAAAGGCUGCGUUAAACGCGGCAACAAAAUCGAUGAGUCUCGAUUUGAAAAAGAAUCAAAUUCUUGUGGCUUGUAUGCACCCGGGCUGGGUGCGGACCGACAUGGGCGGGAAAAACGCGCCGCUAGAUGUCGAUACAAGCAUCAAUGGAAUUUUCAAUACAAUAAACAAACUAGGAGAGGGCGAUAGUGGAAAAUUUCUGCAAUACGAUGGAAGUGAAUUGCCGUGGUAAUAACAAUGAAGGUUUGAAAUUUUUAUGUUACAAGUUUGAUAAUAUGAUGAUGUUAAUAAUUGCGGAUGUAAUAAUUUAUAACACCUGUAGGUUUACAGGUGUUAUAAAUUAUUAUUUUUAAGAUGAGUAAUACUUUUAAUUCUGAACCUAAGGCACAACGGGGCCUUUAUUUUGGGAUAUUUAUGGUAAUAAACAGGUGAUGGUUGAUAAAUAAAAGUCAAACAAAUAUUCACAUUAUUAAUUGUUGUUAGAUAAAAAUACCAAUAAAUAAUUUUGUUUUA